Messenger RNA from Fulvia fulva, 1542 nucleotides. RefSeq names its product Transcriptional adapter 2. Gene Ontology annotation, biological process: chromatin remodeling; regulation of transcription by RNA polymerase II. The coding region runs from base 1 to 1542 and encodes 513 amino acids. Gene Ontology annotation, cellular component: SAGA-type complex; nucleus. Lineage: Eukaryota; Fungi; Ascomycota; Dothideomycetes; Mycosphaerellales; Mycosphaerellaceae. The transcript has a single exon. The record is from RefSeq and is a predicted model, not a curated record. Gene Ontology annotation, molecular function: chromatin binding; zinc ion binding; transcription coactivator activity.
AUGGGCCUCAUCACGAAAGCGAAGAGCGCGCCACGCUCCGACAGCGGCGCAGGCGGCGGCGUCAAGUACAUCUGCAACGUCUGCAGCAACGACAUCACCGCGACUGUGCGCAUCAGAUGUGCCGACAAGCAGUGUCCGGACUAUGACCUCUGUGUGCCGUGCUUCGCGUCCGGCGCGUCGAACCUCCACCACGUUCCGCAAGCACACAGCUUCCAGGUCAUCGAGCCGCACAGCAUCCCCAUAUUCGACCAGGGAUGGGGCGCAGACGAAGAGUUGCUACUGCUAGAGGGCGCAGAGCAGUAUGGACUGGGCAGCUUUGCGGAUAUUGCCGACCACAUCGGUGGCUUCAGAGAGAAAAAUGAGGUGCGAGAUCACUACAUCAAGACCUAUGUUGAAUCCGCCAAAUUCCCGCUGCCAGAGCGCGCAAGCCCGACAGACAAGAGCUUGAGCGAGGCGAUACCGCGGGAGGAGUUUCAGCAGCGGAAGAAGAGGCGGAUAGAGGAGCGCAAGCAGGCAAUAGCCGACUCGGCGCAAACACAACCCCCGCCCACCAAGCCAACAUCCUCAAUACCCAGCUGCCAUGAGGUCGCAGGCUUCAUGCCAGGUCGCCUGGAAUUUGAGAACGAGUACUUUAACGAGGCAGAAGAGGCAGUACAGCACAUGCAAUUCUCACCCGAUGAAGGUCUCAAUCCCAGCAAGGACCCACCUGGAUUCGAUCCGGAGACGGAGCUCAAGAUGGUGGUCAUGACCAUAUACAACGAUCGACUCACAGCAAGGACGGACCGGAAGCGAGUCAUCUUCAAUCACAAGUUGUUAGACUACAGGAAAAACACAGCGAUAGACAAGAAGCGGACGAAAGAGCAGCGAGACCUACACAACAAGCUCAAGCCUUUCGCGCGGAUAAUGUCCCACCCAGACUUUGAGACCUUUACGAGCGACCUCGAGAAAGAGCAGAAUCUCCGACAGGCUAUCACACAACUCCAGGAAUGGCGGCGGAUGCGGAUAUCGACACUUGCGAAUGGCGAGAAGUACGAGACCGACAAGGCUGCACGGUUAGCACGAGCCAUGCCCCAGCCAGGGCAGUUCGACCGCCUGGCGAACGGCAUCCCACGACAGAAGCAACAAGUGAAAGAUGCACCUGAAGUAGCUCCGGCAGUUGUCGAGUACACCACUUCUGCCAAUCUUCCCGUGCGGCUACAUCCCAGCGCCGCUCAAACAAACGGCGUACAGCCUGGACACACACCUAAGCGACCUCCCCUCCAGCCCAUACCUAAUCUCAGCCCCGCCAAUUGGGAUGAAGAGUCGGCACCCGACUGGCAGCUCCUGCUGCCAGAAGAGCAGGAGCUUUGCAAUAAGCUGCGGCUUCAUCCCAAGGCGUAUAUGUGUAUCAAGGAUGCGGUGCUUAGGGAAGCGAUGAAGAACGACGGGAAGCUUAAGAAGAAGAACGUCAGGGAGAUCAGCAAGAUUGAUACCACCAAGGGUGGGAGGUUGUUCGAAUUCAUGUGUUCGAUGGGCUGGCUGGAGAACGCGGCGAAGUCAUAA